UCGCGCGCAAAAAAAGCAAACAACCACUGGUGAACUCGCUGGUGGCCAUGGCAUAGCCGAUGUGAUGGGCCAUGGGACUGGAGUCCUGGCCCAGCUCCCCCCGGCGCACCAGCAGGGCAGCCUUUCGAUGCCAGUGCUCACAGCGCACAAAGGCCUUCGAUGAAUCCUACCCCGUCAAGCUGGUUGUCUUUGACUUUGACGAAACUCUAACGUUAAUCACGUAUUUGCUCGAAGAUGGCGACACGGAGGAGAUGCAGGCACAGAUCGUGAAGACAAACUUCCAGUCACCGUGGGUGAAAGGGGACAGGGUAAGUCACCUCAAGAGCAUGCUCAAUGACCUGGCUGUGUCGGCCACUGGUAUCCGGCGCGCGCGCACGGUGCUAACGAAGAACCAUGCCGGUGCAAAAGCUGUGCUCCAGCUUCUUCAUGUCGCUGGUUUGGCACCGUGCUUCGACGCCAUUUGGGCCUUGCAGCCCUUGGGCGGGCUUUACAGGCUCGAUGAGCAGUGGCUGGAGAUGAUAAUUGCUCCGGAUAUGUGUCACAAAGCUGACCUAUUGGCUGCAGUGGCAGAGCGGCCUGCAGACUUCCUGCCACAAGUGGCUAGUGGUGAUUGGAAGGAUCUGGAGAGCCUCAAGAUGGAAGGGAUCGUCCUUGUGGAUGAUCAGCGUGCGAAUUUCCAGAGCCCAAGCGGCAUGCAGGUGCUGCGCUUUUGCAAGGUGGCACGUUACGAUGCCUACUACCGAAACCUGGGCUAUGUGCAAAACAUGGGAGGCAUCGGGGCCCACAGCUUCGAGGACUUCCAGGCGCUGAAGCUUUUUGUGGAGGAGCCCUCUGCGCACAAGGAGACAUUUCGCUUGCAGUGCACACAAAUGCCCAUGGAAGAAGCUAGCUCGAGAUGCCCCGUUGAGCUCAUCAUCUUUGACUUGGACGAAACCCUCACGCUGGCGACCUUUAUGCCGUCCAGCCCGGACUUCGUGGACAACAUGGCCUGGGACGCUGGCUCGCAGGACUCGGAAUGGCGUGCAGAUGAUUUGCUGGCGUACAACUUCGAGUCCCCCUUCCUGCGGGGGAGCCGGGUCGCUCUGCUCAAGGAGAUGCUGCGGGAGCUCUCGCAGAAGUAUAUCCUGGCCAUUUUAUCCCGCAACGAGUGCGGAGCCAUUGCGGUGCUGAACCUUCUUCGCCUUGCAGAUGUGGCUGACUUCUUCCAUGCCAUUUGGACCAUGCCUUUUAGCUCGCAUCGGGCCUGCGCACUCUUUCGCAGUGGAUCCUGGGAACGGUUCGAGCCUCCUCUCGAGGUGGCAGACCAAAAAGUUGAUGUGCUGCAUCACAUUGUGGGACAUGCAGAAAAAUGGUUCCCCCAGAUUCAGCGAGAGGAACGCUUCCAGCGGCUUCGGUCACUUCAGCUUGCCAACGUCAUCCUGGUGGAUGAUGAGCGCGAACAUUUGCAAAGUGCUGAGAAGGCCGCUGUGAGGUACUGCAAGGUCGCGCGCUACGAUGAGGUCUACCGCAACUGCGGGCCUUUGAAUCAGCUCGGAGGCAUCGGCGCUCAUAGUGCUGAAGAUUUCGAGACCUUGAAGGCCUUUGCAGCAGAGCCCUGGCGCUUUGCCGCGCCUUCCUUCGCCCGGGAAGAACCCGCAAAACAUGAAGUUGGGGUUGUGCCAGGGAGAAUGCCAAGCCGAUCCGAGGAGAAUGCGAAGCUGCCGCGCUCCCUGAUGCAGCGGAGCUUUUCGCUACCAGCCCUUGGCACAAUCCCGUCGCGUUGCGCAAUGUCGCGGAGUCAGAGCUUCUGCUCAUCUCCACGGAUGGAACUGGACGUCGCUCACGACGAUUCGGUGCCAGACCUUUGUUUGAUUGGGAUGGAGGACUGAGUUCAGGGGCAGCACGGCCCGUGAGUUUGAAUCCCGGCGCAGAGUUGUCCAAAGCGACGGAAACUUGCCGACCGCGAAAAGUCGACGGCGCAGAAAUGGCAAGGGGAUCGCGGGGAA
Effrenium voratum is the source of this 1985-nucleotide messenger RNA. The record is from the annotation of a GenBank genome assembly. Lineage: Eukaryota; Dinophyceae; Suessiales; Symbiodiniaceae.